Messenger RNA from Herpailurus yagouaroundi (jaguarundi), 3777 nucleotides. RefSeq names its product glucosaminyl (N-acetyl) transferase 2 (I blood group) (gene GCNT2). Gene Ontology annotation, molecular function: acetylglucosaminyltransferase activity. Gene Ontology annotation, biological process: transforming growth factor beta receptor signaling pathway. The coding region runs from base 422 to 1630 and encodes 402 amino acids. Gene Ontology annotation, cellular component: membrane. Lineage: Eukaryota; Metazoa; Chordata; Mammalia; Carnivora; Felidae. The transcript has 3 exons. The record is from RefSeq and is a predicted model, not a curated record.
CGGAAUAGAUUGGACGGGAGGGGGGCGGGGUGAAGCCGGGGAGACUCAGCCCUGGCGAAAAGGACCCGUCCUUCCAAUGCAAUGCAGUAGGUAAUUUGCAAGGAUCCGCCACUCGCAUUCCGUAUGCAAAUGAGGAGGGCCUCUGGGCGGGGCGGAGCGCGGCCGGGAUUCAGCACCGAGGGUCGGAAGAGCACGCCGAGCCCGGGGAGCAUCGCUUCUUCUCCGGCCGGCGCCCCGGAGGAGGGACGCCGCGCUCCGGGAGACAGUAGAUGAGGCUUGAAGCGCUCACGCCCCGCUGCGAAGCUGUCGAAAUCCCAGACUGCGAAGAGCCGUCAGUUCAGCCUCUUCGCGCCCGAGGUUUCAGGGGCCGGUCAUUGCUCCAUCCCUGGAGAGAGAUCCCUUCCCCGAGGAAGUGAAAAUAAUGAACUUUUGGAGGUAUUGCUGUUUUGCUUUCAUCCUGCUCUGUGUGGUUAUUUUGGUGAUCCUUUAUAGUAGCCAGUUAAACGUGCCAAAGAGUUUCGGGAAGGUGAACGGUUCCAGUCCAAGGUAUUCUCCAGUGCAAGCCUGUGAUGACGCCUUAGGAGCCAAGUCAGCCUUUCUGUGGGGGAAGACCUUACCAUCCCCUUUGGGAAGCGUCCCUUGUAAGGACUACCUGAUCCAGAAUCACUACAUCACAAGCCCCCUGUCGGAAGAAGAAGUCGCUUUCCCUUUGGCUUAUGUCAUGGUCAUCCAUAAGGACUUUGACACUUUUGAAAGGCUCUUCAGGGCUAUCUAUAUGCCCCAGAACGUCUACUGUGUUCAUGUGGAUGAGAAAGCCCCGGCUGAGUUUAAGGCAUCUGUAUGGCGGUUACUGAGUUGCUUCCAAAACGCUUUUGUCGCGUCAAAGAUAGAACCUGUGGUCUACGCAGGCAUUUCCAGGCUUCAGGCUGACCUGAAUUGCCUAAAAGACCUUGCGGCCUCCAAGGUCCCAUGGAGGUACGCCAUCAACACGUGUGGGCAAGAUUUCCCCCUGAAAACCAACAAGGAGAUAGUCCGGUAUCUGAAAGGAUUUAAAGGGAAAAACAUUACCCCGGGGGUACUGCCUCCGGAUCACGCAAUUAAACGGACUAAGUAUGUCCACCAGGAGCACAUAGGCAAGGAUGGCUCUUUUGUGAAAAAUACUAAUAUUUUGAAAACCUCGCCUCCACAUCAGCUGACCAUCUACUUUGGCACCGCCUAUGUGGCCCUUACGAGGGAGUUUGUCAACUUUGUCUUCCAUGACAAAAGGGCCAUUGAUCUACUACACUGGUCAAAAGAUACUUACAGCCCCGACGAACAUUUCUGGGUGACACUUAACAGGAUUCCAGGUGUCCCGGGCUCCAUGCCAAAUGCAUCGUGGACCGGUAACCUCAGGGCUAUAAAGUGGAUCGACAUGGAAGAUAAACACGGCGGCUGCCAUGGCCGCUACGUACACGGCAUUUGUAUCUAUGGAAACGGGGACUUGAAGUGGUUGAUCAAUUCGCCCAGCCUCUUUGCUAACAAGUUUGAGCUGACUACGUACCCCCUCACUGUGGAAUGCCUGGAACUGAGGCUUCGAGAAAGAACCCUGAAUCAGAGCGAAACCGUGAUCCAACCCAGCUGGUACUUCUGAGCCACUCUAACCCGUGAUCGGAGGGCAGUCGCGGCCUUUUCUUCGUGAGAGAACCCGGCCCCGCUUACGGUAACGGUUGUAGCCGCGAGGUCACGGCUGCAGGACCUGGCCGGGUUAUUGUGUGUUACAACACCCGCCGGGCACUGGGAACUGUGCAAUCAGGAGCACUGGGACGAUGCUGGCACGUUCGGCAUCCUGGCCUUCUCUUGACGGUUGUUCCACGUCGGGCUCGUGAUCAGAUCCGUGGCCAGUGGAACUGGCGUCAGACCUUUGCACCAGAUACUCAUCAGAGCGAGAUGCUCUCACGCAAAGGAGAGCUAUAGAUAAUACUGUUUAGGAAAAUAGGAACUGUGUUUCUCCGGAGAAGGAAUCUCCUAUGCCAGACCCGUAGCCACGCGUUCAUGGGUACCCCUCCUCUUUGCUCAGCGGCCCCCCGGGCAUAGAAACAGCUUCCUGGGCACCUCAGCAAUCUCCUUUAAAACCUGAGCUGCUAGAAUGGAGAACUAGAUCGUGUUUCCUGAGUUUCAACACGAGCACGGUGAGCUUACCGUGUCUGAAGGUCUGUACAGAAUGUAAAGUCGUUAACGAGAGGCGGGAUAUGCUAUCAGACAGCAGUCACUGGCGGCUGCUUCGGCAAAGGGACCCCAGGGAAACGGGACCUUUCUUGUGGGUCAGAAUGUACUCUCGUCCCUCUUCCAUUGUUUUCCAUGUCGAAUGCUAAAAAGUUCCCACCGAAUGAAGAUGUUUCUAGAACUGAAGUGCUGUUGCAUGGCUCUCAUCCCAAGUCUCGAACCCUCAGGAAUGAAUCACUCGCCUCUUGGAUCACCACCCUCCACCCCCCACCAAAGUGAUCUUACCUGCAAAAUGGAGUCCAGACUCUAUGCCGCGACACUUCAAGGACUCCAGAGUAUUUUCUGAGUAGCUUUACAAUGCUUGGUGCUGAUAAGAGUGCCUAGAUUUUUAAGAGCUUUCAGCUGUGAGUGAGCUGCUUUGUCGCUUAUCCCUUGUCCCGUUCUCUUACCCAAUUCGUUCCCUCAGCACACAGUAAAUAUUUCUUGAGCGUCUGUUAUACACCAGAUAUGUGCUUGAGACAAGGAGAAAAGUAAGACAGAAGCUACUUGCGUCUGAAAUUCUUGAUAAUAGCAUCCACGUGGGGAAGGCUGCUCUAGAGAAUCUCACAGACUGCUUGUAUUUUAACGCAUUCACAUCCAGGGUCGUAGUUUGGGCUGUCCGGCCAGGGAUCUGAGUAGUCAGAAAUGAGGGUCUAAAUCAGAGACCAUUCCAAAGAAAGAAGGGAAGGAAUAGACCGAAGCUGAGGCCUGUUAGCGGGCUCAUUGCGUUAAAACCUUACAAACACUCUUGGGAGGCUCACACGAUUACCCCCAUUUUGCAGAUAAAUUAAGCAAGGCUUAGAGAGGUUGUUGAUAAGCAUUAGGAAACAAGUUCUCUGAGGAUUGGGAUGUUCUUACUGGUCUCCUUAGUUCAGUUUCCUGAGAAGGUGAGAUAAAGCCAUAGUUAGUAUACCAGAGGGUAGGUUUUAAGAGCAGUGUCAGUGUUAAUAUGAGAAAAUGUCCUGUCACGUCGGAAAAAUGUGAAGUCUACUUUUGUAUUCCUACAUCCAUUGAGUUCCUUAAUAUUUAUUUAUUCUCACCAAAAAAAGUUAACUACAGCUAAUGAUACCCUUAAUACGGUUUUGCCCUUUUUUCUCUCACUGUGUCUGUUGAAUGUUUGUUGUACUUAAGGGAAUGCCUUUGAAGUAAAGCCUUAUUUUUGUCCAGCUACCGAAAAAGACGGAACUGUGCAAAGUGGUAAAGGGUUGAAGCAUAAGGAACCCGUCUGGAGCUAAUGAGUCUAAAAAUCAUCUUUUCUUUCAACUUCGUUAAAUGACCCCCACCUGAGAAGAAGACACGUUUUACACUGGAUCGUUCUCCUCUAGAACGAGAAGCCUUUGGGAAUAGAAGAUGUUUACAUGUCUGUUGUUGGUCCAUCUCUGUGUCUUAAAAACCUUAAUAUUGGAAGAUUGUAGUGUUUGGGCAAGUGGGUUUCCACUAGCCUCCAGGGAUGGCUGAAACUUCUAAACCCAUCCUUGUUUUUCAUGAUGUUCCAUGUUGUUGUCUUGGAAAUAAAUUAAUAUAUUGUUUUCCACC